AUGACUCUCCAUCUCCAUCCUCAUCCCAGAAGGUUCCUCACCACCACCGACUCGCCGCCGGACUCCACUUCCCCCGAAUCCGCCGCCUCCGACUUCAUCGUCAUCCUCGCCGCUCUCCUCUGCGCCAUCGUCUGUCUGCUCGGCCUCAUAGCCGUCGCUCGCUGCGCCUGGAUUCGCCGCUUCUCCGGCAGAAUCACCGGGAAUUCACCUCCUCUACCUCAUCUCCAUCCAAACAAAGGCCUCACCAACAAAAUUCUCAAAAAAAUCCCCAAAAUCACGUACUCCGCCGAUGACGCCGGAAAGUACUUCGACUGCGCGAUUUGCUUGACGGAGUUCGUCGCCGGAGAUGUGCUCCGAGCGUUGCCGCAGUGCGGCCACGGAUUCCACGCCGGAUGUAUAGACACGUGGCUGAAAUCUCAUUCGUCGUGUCCGUCGUGUAGGAAGAUACUUGUGGAUAGUAGUUGCCGGAAAUGUAGUCAAUUGACGGCGGCGGAGAUGGAGAUCACAGUCGCCGGAGUUGACACGGCGGCGCCGAGACGAGAUGACACGUAUCGGUUCUUGCCUUAG
This is a messenger RNA of Daucus carota subsp. sativus, 567 nucleotides long. RefSeq names its product RING-H2 finger protein ATL8. Gene Ontology annotation, biological process: protein ubiquitination. The transcript has a single exon. NCBI's taxonomy places the organism in Eukaryota, Viridiplantae, Streptophyta, Magnoliopsida, Apiales, Apiaceae. The record is from RefSeq and is a predicted model, not a curated record. The coding region runs from base 1 to 567 and encodes 188 amino acids. Gene Ontology annotation, molecular function: transferase activity.